GGGGAAAGAAAGGCAGCCACAGCCCCCCACCAGCCAAGCGGUAACCCAGCAGGACUGAAGGAGACAGUCCCUUUGGUGGUGGCUCGUCCGGAAGAUCCCUACACCCCAGGGUCAGCGUGGGAGCCCCGCUGCUGAGCCAUGCCGGGCCCCAGGCAGCCUGCAGCGAGUCCAACCCCGGCACCCACAUAGUCAUGAACAACCACAGCCACAAUGGCUGUGGGGGGCGGCCGCUGGGAGGCGGACUGGGGGCCCUGACCCGAGACCCUCCGGACGCCGAGGCCAGCUGCCCCCUGCAGCCCCCACAUAGUUCAGGCCUCCAAGUCGUGGUGGCCAAGAACGAGCUGGGCGGGCUCUCACCCGGCAGCCCCCGAGGGCAGCCCCAGGACCAGGAGGAGGAGGAAGACGAUGAGGAGGAUGAGGUGGUUGGGCAGAGGGGCUCCAAGAGGCCCCCCAACGUGGGCCACCGCCUGGGCCACCGGCGGGUGCUCUUCGAGAAGCGGAAGCGCCUUAGUGACUACGCCCUCAUCUUUGGCAUGUUUGGCAUCGUUGUCAUGGUGACAGAGACGGAGCUGUCCUGGGGGGUCUACACGAAGGAGUCCCUGUACUCAUUUGCACUCAAAUGCCUCAUCAGCCUCUCCACAGUCAUCCUGCUGGGUCUGGUUAUCCUCUACCAUGCCCGGGAAAUCCAGCUGUUCAUGGUGGACAACGGGGCGGACGACUGGCGCAUUGCCAUGACGUGCGAGCGCGUCCUCCUCAUCUCCCUGGAGCUGGCCGUGUGUGCCAUCCACCCGGUGCCCGGCCACUACCGCUUCACCUGGACGGCGCGGCUGGCCUUCACGUACGCGCCCGCGGCGGCCGAGGCGGACGUGGACGUGCUGCUGUCCGUGCCCAUGUUCCUGCGCCUCUACCUGCUGGGCCGCGUCAUGCUGCUGCACAGCAAGAUCUUCACGGACGCCUCGUCCCGCAGCAUCGGGGCGCUCAACAAGAUCACCUUCAACACGCGAUUCGUCAUGAAGACGCUCAUGACCAUCUGCCCCGGCACCGUGCUGCUCGUCUUCAGCAUCUCCUCCUGGAUCAUCGCUGCCUGGACCGUGCGCGUCUGCGAGAGGUACCACGAUAAACAGGAAGUGACCAGCAACUUCCUGGGGGCCAUGUGGCUCAUCUCCAUCACCUUCCUCUCCAUUGGCUACGGAGACAUGGUGCCGCACACGUACUGCGGGAAAGGCGUGUGCCUGCUCACCGGCAUCAUGGGGGCGGGCUGUACAGCGCUCGUGGUGGCUGUGGUGGCCCGGAAACUGGAGCUCACCAAGGCAGAGAAACACGUGCACAACUUCAUGAUGGACACACAGCUCACCAAGCGGGUGAAAAAUGCCGCUGCUAACGUUCUCAGGGAGACGUGGCUCAUCUACAAACACACCAGGCUGGUGAAGAAGCCAGACUACGCCCGGGUUCGGAAACACCAGCGUAAGUUCCUCCAAGCCAUCCAUCAGCUCCGGAGUGUGAAGAUUGAGCAGGGAAAGCUGAACGACCAGGCCAACACACUCGCAGAGCUGGCCAAGACGCAGAAUGCCAUGUACGACCUCAUGUCCGAGCUGCACGCCCAGCACGAGGACCUCGAGGCCCGCCUGGCUGCCCUCGAAAGCCGCCUGGAUGCGCUGGGCACCUCCCUGCAGGCCUUGCCUAGCCUCAUCACCCAAGCCAUACACCCACUUCCCCCACCCUUGCCUCCCCAGCCUGGCGCCCCAGACCAGGCAGCCCAGAGCUCCCCCUGCCGGUGGCCACCCGUGGCCCCUUCAGACUGCGGGUGAUGGCCAUGCCCACCACCGGACCCCACAAUCUUGGCCAUUGUGUGGCCGCCACCUCCACACCAUCCAGGAAGGCCGGUCUAGUUGUGCCUCUUGGAGUACAAGGAGCCAGAGCUGAAUUGGGCUGAGUGGCCAGGGGCCCGUCCCACCCAGACUGUCCGGACAGGGGUGGCUGCUGCCUGCUUUCUCCCUGAGUGGAGCUUAGGGAGCCCAGGGCUUCCUCUGGUUCCCUGGCCCCCUAACUCUCCCCAGGCCCCCGGCGGGCUCAGAACAGCAGGGAGAGGGGUCCUUGCCACUUCUUAAUAAAGCAGGACCCAUCCAGUUGCC
Molecule: messenger RNA, 2132 nt
Organism: Myotis lucifugus (little brown bat)
Lineage: Eukaryota; Metazoa; Chordata; Mammalia; Chiroptera; Vespertilionidae
Gene: KCNN1
Product: potassium calcium-activated channel subfamily N member 1
Exons: 9
Coding region: 192-1808 (538 amino acids)
Biological process (GO): potassium ion transmembrane transport
Cellular component (GO): neuron projection; neuronal cell body; plasma membrane
Molecular function (GO): calmodulin binding; small conductance calcium-activated potassium channel activity
Source: RefSeq, a predicted model, not a curated record